AUGAUCAACAACGCGAGAAGAUUACCCUCCGGUUAUUUUGACAUGCCAGUUGAUUACAACCCGUCACCACCAUAUGAUAAUCCCCCAGUUGAUUACAACCCGCCACCACCAUAUGAUAAUCCCCUUCCAUCAGAUUUAUCAUCAAUCACAAUAGAUUCACCAAGAUUUGCAAGCAUUCAAUUGUCUUCCACUCAAUUAGAAUCGCAGCCAGAAUACAAUGACAUUCUAGUACAAGAUGAUUCAAAUUUUGUAGCUCAAAUAAACGGGCUUCCAACUCAAAAUAAUCAACCAAUCACCAGGAGAACGGAGACAAGAUAUACACCGUUAGAAGAAAUAGAAUCUCUAACAAGUAAUAUAACUCGACGUAUAAAAGAGGUCAAAGAUAAAAUGACAGUCAUCAAAAAUGUUGUAGAUGAAUUAGAGCAAAUACCGAAAGAAAGACAUGAUCUGAUAAAUAUCAACAAAAUUGACAUAGCAUUGGGAGAAAUAUUGGAAUUAAAAGACAAUCAUUUAACAACAGAACGAAAAAAAUUAGCUGAUUACGAGAUGAGACUCAUUCAAAUCUUGGAACAUAAAACGGAGCAAGAUAGAUUGGUGAAAAUUUUCAACAGACCACAAAUUCGUGAGGCAUCAGGGCCCACUACGUACUAA
Messenger RNA from Dentiscutata erythropus, 651 nucleotides. The record is from the annotation of a GenBank genome assembly. Lineage: Eukaryota; Fungi; Glomeromycota; Glomeromycetes; Diversisporales; Gigasporaceae.